Molecule: messenger RNA, 375 nt
Organism: Colletotrichum abscissum
Lineage: Eukaryota; Fungi; Ascomycota; Sordariomycetes; Glomerellales; Glomerellaceae
Exons: 1
Coding region: 1-375 (124 amino acids)
Source: RefSeq, a predicted model, not a curated record
AUGGCAAGGGCAAAUCUCCAACAUCUCCAAACAUCUCUUUUGCUUCCCGCCGCUUGCUCCCAUCCAUCCCAUCCAUCACUUUGGGAGAGUUCAUCGAACCCGACCCGAACGAACCCGGUCCUGGCUGCGAAACACGAGGCACAGAUAACUACAUGCCCCUACUCAGUACCUACCCACCCAUGCAAUGCCAGCGCGGUGCAGACCGCAGUGAACCCGACUCCUUGGCCGAUCUGGUACACGUUACCCACGCGAUGUCUCUCUCCAAGGACUCUUCAAAUUCUUGAACUCACCGUCCUCGUUCCCUGUCCCCCGUCAUUCGAACGAGUGACGAACAUGGACUGUUCUCGACCCUGCCCAUCACUUUUUGCGUGUUAA